Linum trigynum is the source of this 1134-nucleotide messenger RNA. The record is from the annotation of a GenBank genome assembly. Lineage: Eukaryota; Viridiplantae; Streptophyta; Magnoliopsida; Malpighiales; Linaceae.
CUACCCAUCAACAAAGUACCAAAAUACAUGUUACUUUUCUUUUGUCCUUGAGUUGAUUGAUACAUAGGUUUUGAUUAGAUAAUGACUGCUAUUGGAUACCAGCAAUGACUAAUUCUAUGUGGGAAUUGUGACAGGACAUGUUUGUAGCUGGAACAGACACAUCCUCCGCAACGCUGGAAUGGACGAUGAGCGAGCUAGCAAGGCAUCCGACAAUCCUUGCCAAAGCUACACAAGAGAUCAGAAGAGUUGUAGGGAAGCAGAGCCGAGUCGACGAAAGUCAUCUGCAGCACAUGACCUACACGAAAUCCGUGAUCAAAGAGGCGAUGCGACUGCACCCUCCCGUCCCUCUUCUCGUCCCUCGAGAGUCCAUGGAGGACUGUGUUAUGGAUGGGUACAUGAUACCGGCCAGGACGCGAGUUCUCAUCAAUAGCUACGCAAUCAGCAGGGAUCCGACGCUGUGGAAGAACCCGCUCGAGUACAACCCCGAAAGGUUUUUGGAGAGUGGGAUCGAUUUCCAUGACCAGGAGUUUAGGUUCUUGCCAUUUGGUGGAGGGAGAAGAGGGUGCCCGGGGUUCCAUUUCGGGCUGGCUACCGUCGAGAUUGCGCUGGCAAGGCUACUGUACCACUUCGAUUGGGCGCUCUCUGAUGGCGUCGGGGGUGAGGACGUUGAUCUAGGGGAGAUUUUCGGGCUUGCUACAAGGAAGAAGACUAAGCUCAUUCUCGUGCCGACGUCUAGGGAGGGAUACGAGUUCAAGGGGAAAGGUAAUACUUAGGUUACGUAUCCCGAAAGGGUGUCAUUUUCGAGAACAGAAUAUAAGUCAUGUUAUGCUAGGUAAAUGCUCGAUUGCGAAUCAAUCGUUCGAAUUUGGUAUUGGACUAUCAUGUUAAAAACUAAGGUUCUUGCAGAGAUUCUGAAAGAUCAGUAAAACCAUGUUUCAAUUCCAUUCCAUGCUAUGUGUGCAUAAAAAGACUAGAUUGGAAUGUGUAACAGGUUGACAAGUUAUAGACACGCAAUGGCCAAAAUCAUACAGCAAGACUUGAUGUGUUAUCGAAUAACCUCACCAUGGCACCAUAGAUCUCCUGCUUAAAAGCCUCUUCCCAAUCUCGAGGAAGCAAUGAACUAGUGAUCAGAAA